AUGCACGCCACAGGCCCUGCCGCAGCAUGCACGCCACAGGUCCUGCCGCAGCAUGCACGCCACAGGCCCUGCCACAGCAACCACGCCACAGGCCCUGCCACAGCAACCACGCCACAGACCCUGCCACAGCAACCACGCCACAGACCCUGCCACAGCAACCACGCCACAGACCCUACCACAGCAACCACGCCACAGACCCAGCCACAGCAACCACGCCACAGGCCCUGCCACAGCAACCACGCCACAGACCCAGCCACAGCAACCACGCCACAGGCCCUGCCACAGCAACCACGCCACAGGCCCUGCCACAGCAACCACGCCAUAGACCCUGCCACAGCAACCACGCCACAGGCCCUGCCACAGCAACCACGCCACAGACCCUACCACAGCAACCACGCCACAGGCCCUGCCACAGCAACCACGCCACAGACCCAGCCACAGCAACCACGCCACAGACCCUGCCACAGCAACCACGCCACAGACCCUGCCACAGCAACCACGCCACAGACCCUGCCACAGCAACCACGCCACAGACCCUGCCACUGCAACCACGCCACAGACCCUACCACAGCAACCACGCCACAGACCCUGCCACAGCAACCACGCCACAGACCCUGCCACAGCAACCACGCCACAGACCCUACCACAGCAACCACGCCACAGACCCUACCACAGCAACCACGCCACAGACCCUACCACAGCAACCACGCCACAGACCCAGUCACAGCAACCACGCCACAGGCCCUGCCACAGCAACCACGCCACAGACCCUACCACAGACCCAGCCACAGCAACCACGCCACAGACCCAGCCACAGCAACCACGCCACAGGCCCUGCCACAGCAACCACGCCACAGACCCUACCACAGCCACCACGCCACAGACCCUACCACAGCAACCACGCCACAGACCCAGCCACAGCAACCACGCCGCAGGCCCUGCCACAGCAACCACGCCACAGACCCUACCACAGCAACCACGCCACAGACCCUACCACAGCAACCACGCCACAGACCCAGUCACAGCAACCACGCCACAGGCUCUGCCACAGCAACCACGCCACAGAGCCUGCCACAGCAACCACGCCACAGACCCUGCCGCAGCAAGCACACCACAGGCCCUGCCACAGCAACCACGCCACAGACCCUGCCACAGCAACCACGCCACAGGCCCUGCCACAGCAACCACGCCACAGACCCUACCACAGCCACCACGCCACAGACCCUGCCACAGCAACCACAGCCACCACGCCACAGACCCUACCACAGCAACCACGCCACAGACCCUGCCGUGCGCCAGGGUUGUCUCAUCAGGUAA
This is a messenger RNA of Procambarus clarkii (red swamp crayfish), 1317 nucleotides long. The record is from RefSeq and is a predicted model, not a curated record. NCBI's taxonomy places the organism in Eukaryota, Metazoa, Arthropoda, Malacostraca, Decapoda, Cambaridae.